Lycium barbarum (goji berry) is the source of this 3458-nucleotide messenger RNA. Its product is annotated as putative late blight resistance protein homolog R1A-3. Gene Ontology annotation, molecular function: ADP binding; alpha-tubulin binding. The transcript is spliced from 2 exons. The record is from RefSeq and is a predicted model, not a curated record. Gene Ontology annotation, biological process: protein folding. Lineage: Eukaryota; Viridiplantae; Streptophyta; Magnoliopsida; Solanales; Solanaceae. Bases 1973 to 2857 code for a protein of 294 amino acids.
UGUUGUUCUUUUGCCAUGUGCCAAUUAAUGACUAUUACAUGGUAUUCUAAGUCUUCAGCUUUCAGUUCUAGGAAACUUCAUCAAAAUUUAAAAUUGCUUAGAAACUACACCCACCUAUUUAUCAUAUUUUAUCGUUUCCAUUGUGCAAAAUUCUUCCAUAUUCAAACAAAGCUUUCUCAGUAGUUUUCAAACUUGUCUAUCAUUUUUUGUGUGCCAACUUUCUGUUAGUCUCUUCAUUCACAUAAUUGUAGCAAGAAAGAUGGCUGCUUAUGCUGCUGUAACUUCUCUGAUGGGAACAAUACACCUGAUUUCCCAAUCCGACUUAUUACACCUUGAAGAGGACCACAAAGAACAUUUGGAAUCACUCUACGAGAAGGUCAGCUCUGUGCUAGAGUUUCUUGACAAUUCUGAUGAUGAACCAAUGAAGGCUUUGCAAGAAAAGGUAGAAGAUUUAGCAAAUGAAGUAGAACACGAAGUCGAAUCUCAAGUAUUACUGGUUAAGGAGAAGGAUGAACAGGUUCGAACAGAGGCAAAUGAGAGGCUUCUUAAGAUCUUGCGACAAGCUAUACAAGACAUGGAUUCUGUGAAGAAAGAGUUCAUCAAGCUGCAGAAGAGGAAUAACAAUUUGCUAGCUGGAAAUCGUUCGCUUUCACCACGAUUGCAUGUUUCAACCCUUGAGAAGGACAUGGUGGGGCACAGCAAUGAACGAAAGCGCAUGCUAGAUCUACUUACCGGACGCUCAUCUCAACCGCAAGUCAUCUCUAUUGUUGGAAUGGGCGGCAUAGGUAAGUCAACUUUUGCCAAAAAUAUGUUUUCUGAUUCCUCAAUUGUGGGCUUCUUUGAUGUUCGUGGAUGGAUUACUGUGUCCGAGGACUAUAGUAUAAGAAAGAUGCUUCUAUCCGUCCUUCAAGAGCUAUUGGCGUGAAUCAAGAGCUUGAUAAGAAAAAAGAUGAAGAACUAGCUGAUUGCUUGCAGAAAAGUUUAAAGAGAAGAAGGUAUUUGAUUGUUGUGGAUGACAUAUGGAGCAGCGAUGCCUGGGAUGAGAUUAAACUAUGGUUUCCAGAUGACAGUAAGAGAAGUAGAAUAUUGUUGACUACUCGGGACAUUAACGUUGCUCAAUAUGCUAGCUCUCACGAGGGACUUUUUCCAAUGCGUUUCCUAGAGCCAAAGGAAAGUUGGAAUUUGUUUUGCCAAAAGGCGUUCGGCAAAAAAGAUUGUCCAGCUGAAUUUGAGAGUGUCGGAAGGGAGGUAGUAAAAAAUUGCAAAGGAUUACCACUGAUGAUUUCGGUGGUUGCGGGGUCUCUUUCUAGGAAGAGGACGCUGCACGAGUGGUAUGAAGUUGCUCAAAGUGUAAGCUCAUUAGUAGACGUUGAUGAUUAUCAACGUUGCUCAGGAGUGCUCUCUUUGAGCUACAAGCAUCUUCCUUCACACUUGAAAGCUUGCUUUCUGUAUUUUGGAGUUUUCCAAAAAGCUAGUGAAAUUUCUGUGGAAAAGUUGAUUCAAUUGUGGAUGGCAGGGACUCUUUGAGCUGAGGGGGCUUGGGGAGUGGGAAAAAGUGGCUGCUAAUCUCCUACAUGAUCUUAUUGAUAAAAGUCUAAUUGUUGUUAGCAAGCAUAGUUUGGAUGGAAAUAUCAAGACAUGUGGGAUUCAUGAUCUUCUCCAUGAUUUAUGCUUGAGAGAAGCUGAAAGCGAGAAUCUUUUGUACGUUCCAAAUCCCUCAAUUUCUGAACCCAAAAGUGUUAUUCAAGAUCGUCGGUGGGUUUCAUUUCAUUUAGAGGAAGGUUGUUUUUUUCCCUCUCUUACUUACAGUAAAACACGUUCUCUUAAGUUUCUUUCGGGUGAAAUUAGGUCUAGUACUAUUGAAUUAGGACUAAACCAUUUCAAACUUCUUAGAGUAUUGGACUUGGGGCGAUUGGGCAGGAGUAGUUUCCCUAAGGAAUUAUCUUACCUGGUUUCCUUGAGAUAUUUGGCUAUGGGGCGUUUGAACACGUGUCCAUAUCUACCAGUUUAUAAGCUUCAAAAUUUACAAACUUUUAUUAUUCGUGAAAGAAAGACAAGUAAACCCAGUUGGUUUCACCUACCAAAUGGAACAUGGAAAAUGUCUCAAUUGAGGCAUCUCCACUUGCAAAGCUUUUAUUUGUGUUCUCUAAAGUUAUCUGCCGAUGAUGUUAAGUACCAGGUUUUGGAUAACUUGCAAAGUAUUUAUGGGUUGAGUCCUGAUUGUUGCACUAAACAGAUGUUUGAAGGGAUUAAAAAAGUGAAAAAAUUGGGAAUUUGUGGCAGAACUGAUGACUUUUGUCGUGAGCCCAAAUCCCUAGAUAAUAUUAUAUAUUUACCUGAGCUAGAGGCACUAAAAAUCGUAGUAUACGACACUUACAAUCAUAAGCUUCCAGUUCCAUGUCCGGAUUCUUUCCCACCGAAUCUCAAGAAGCUGACACUUCAAGGAACUUAUCAACCAUGGAAGGCCAUGACAAUCAUUAGCAAGUUGCACAAACUCGAGGUGCUCAAAUUGAAGGUUAAUCUCUUCUAUGGUAGGGAGCCUGUCGGGGAAUAUGUAUGGGAAGUAUCAGAGAUGGGAUUUCCUGAAUUGAAAUUCUUGCUUCUAGAGAACACGGGUCUUAAAUACUGGAGGUCCACCGAUGAUUCUUUCCCACUUCUCGAAAGCAUAAUUUUCAGAAACUGUCGUUCCUUACAAGAGAUUCCUCAAGCAUUUGCAGAUAGUAUGACACUGCAGCAAAUUGAGUUACGGGGAUGCACUCCUUCCCUUGUGGAAGUCGCUAAGAAGAUCCAAAAUGAUCAAGAGGAGGAGUUGGGAAACAACAUUCUUAAAGUUGAUGCCUUUGACACAAUCAACUAGAGAGUUAGAUUCAGGUGAAAUUAAUGAAGAAGAAACCAAAGGAAGAUAUGGAGAAGACAGAAGAAACAAAGGAAGAUUGAUGAAACGAGUUUGAUGAAACGAGUUUUAAGGACUUAUCAAAUGAAGGUCUGCAUGCCGUUCUUGAUGGCUGUCCACACCUUGAGUCGCUUGACUUACAUCAUUUUUAUAUAAUCCAUCUUGAUGAAGGAGAUUUAGGAAGGAGAUGAAAACAACUGAUUAUAUACCUGAAGGACCCUCAUGAUUCCUCUUAUAAACUCAAUGCUGAAAUUUGGGAUUAUUUGUAUCAUGAUGAAGACUACCCCGAUGCAGUUACUGCGUCUUCGUCUUAUGAUGAUGAUGAGUUCCAUAGGUUCUCUUUGACCAGCCUAGGUCAUCGAGUUUAUGAUGAUUUUAUUGACUACUACGGCUAAAUCCAUUUACUCAGUUUUAUGAGCUUUUAUUUGAGUUGUCGAUUUGUAAGGUUUUCUUUUUGCCAUUGGAUUAUGAAACAAUAGUAUUCCAGGUGUUUGUUGAUUGAAUACAGUUAGAGUAGACAUCUACUGGGAAGUCCUGUGAGAAAUUCAAUUUUCUUUUCAAGUUU